ACGGGAGACGGUCACUCUAACGUGUAAUGGUGCAAGAAAAAAACAAAUAACAUGGACCCAUUGGAACUCGCGUUAUUCAAAUCGCAAAUUAGCAGCUAGUCCGCGCUUGUGUGAAUCCGGGCAGUUGGCCAGCGUGUGAGGCUAGUGCAUCGCGUUUGUGGGUCAAAACCAGACCAACACCACUCCACUCCACUCACCCUCACACACACGCUGACAGGUGCACAGGCAGGCACACACACACACACACAAGCACGCUCGCGGGAGCAAAAGUGACCACAAUGACGUCCGCGUACAACAACAUUCUGGCCGCCACCCCCUCGCCCGCUCAAACGGUUCCAAAGGCAAGUGGUUCAUCCUCUGCCGCCACCUCAUCCUCUGGUUGCAUGUCCAAUGGAUCCUACUACGAUGACCAUGACAAUCAGCUGCUCCACGUAAACAGUGGUAGGCAAAGCAGCGCUGCAGCAUCCUCGGCCCCAGGUCCUGGCAUAAAUAACGGGACUGCGGGAGAUGACAUGGAAAUGCGUUGGUGGUGGCGCACCAGAAGUCUGAAUGCUCCGUCGCCCUUCCAGCAAUUCGGACCAUGUGGACGCAUUAUGAAAAACUCCGCCAUGGUGAUGCAGAUUCAGGAUCCGGCCAGUCAGCGCCUGACCUGGUACAAGCCACCACUUACCGUGCUGGUGAUCAAGAAAAAGGACUCGCAGGUCUUGCUACCAUUCGUUCAGCUUGUGGAGUGGCUGGUGCAGGAGAAGCACAUGGUCGUCUGGGUGGAGUCCGCCGUUCUCGAGGACAAGCUGCUGCGGGACGAUGUCAAGCUGGAGGCGGAGAGUGCCAAGUUUCGGCAAGUGCAUGGCGAUUACGCCGGAGUAAGAGCGCGUUUCCUGGCGCUGCGCGACAUGCUGGUUACCUUCAAAGAUGGCCGCGAUGACCUGACCGAUCGCAUUGACUUCAUCGUCUGCCUGGGCGGCGAUGGCACUCUGCUGUAUGCCUCCCAGCUAUUCCAGCAGUCGGUGCCCCCAGUGAUGGCCUUCUAUCUGGGCUCCCUUGGUUUUCUUACGCCCUUCCAGUGCGACAAUUUCCAGGAGCAGGUGACCAAUGUUCUGGAGGGUCAUGCUGCACUCACGCUGCGCAGUCGCCUGUCUUGCUCGAUCCAUCGCAAGGGCGAACGCCGCAAGGAGUCGCUGCUGGCCUCGGCCAGUGGCAGCAAUCUGCUCAAGCCGAAUCUGCACAGGCAACUCAAUCACGUGGACCUCAACAAUGGACCCAGUUGGUCCCUCAAAGCCAACAAUAACAAUACGCCCAAUAACAGCAUCUUAGUGCUGAACGAGGUGGUGAUCAACCGGGGACCCUCGCCGUAUCUAAGCAACAUCGAUAUAUUCUUGGACGGCAAAUAUAUCACCUCAGUGCAAGGAGAUGGCCUCAUUGUAUCGACGCCCACGGGGAGCACGGCAUAUGCGGCAGCAGCUGGUGCCUCCAUGAUCCAUCCCUCCGUGCCGGCCAUUCUAGUGACGCCCAUCUGCCCGCAUUCCCUGAGUUUCAGGCCAAUUGUGGUGCCCGCUGGAGUGGAGUUAAAGAUAUCAAUUUCACCUGAUAGCCGCAACACCUCACGCGUCUCCUUUGACGGACGCAACGACCAGGAGCUGAAUCACGGCGACAGCCUGAGGGUGACCACCUCCAUCUAUCCCGUGCCCAGCAUUUGCUCACAGGAUCAAAUCUCCGAUUGGUUCGACUCCCUCGCCGAGGGCCUGCACUGGAAUGUACGCAAGCGCCAGAAGUGCCUCGAUGAGCUCUCGGACCUGACUACCUCCGGUUCAGAGGACAGGCUCGACGAGUUCGACAAUCUAAAGAUCGAAGCGUAGUAGUGCCCACAUCCCAUCCAAUCCAACUGACCCCCGAUUCGCAGUUUGUUAGCGUGGCCAAUUAGCCUAGUUGUAGUCCUAGUUAAUAGGGUUUGCUUGUGUGCAAUUUUUAUAGGCCUAGUUAUGUAGAGAAAAUACUCUGUUGUACAAUAUAUACACACACAUCAUGGAUCGCUUGGUUGAGUUACAAUGUUAAAUGUUAAUUGAGUGCGAUCACAAUGAUUGUUUUUAAGCUAGACAAAUUCCGUUGUUGCUUGUGAACAAAAACCGCUUAGGCUUAGCUCUUAAGUUUCUAUUAUUGUGUAAUAUCUACAAUUAAUUGCGUCGAGUGUGGCUAAGUACUUAAGCCGUCUCGCGUUAUCUGUACAAUUCGAAGGGUGUAAUAAAAACUGUAUUAUUUACUUAAAGCGCCACAAAA
This is a messenger RNA of Drosophila kikkawai, 2274 nucleotides long. It is a transcript of the gene Nadk1a, whose product is annotated as NAD kinase 1a. Gene Ontology annotation, molecular function: NAD+ kinase activity. Gene Ontology annotation, biological process: NADP+ biosynthetic process; NAD+ metabolic process. Lineage: Eukaryota; Metazoa; Arthropoda; Insecta; Diptera; Drosophilidae. The record is from RefSeq and is a predicted model, not a curated record.